AAAAACAACAGACGUUAGAAAAGUGUCUGAGCUUUCAGAAGAAGAUCCUCUCACACACAUUCAACUCUUCAGCAGCCGUCAUGGGUUUUAUACUUCACAUUGUGUUACUGUGGGCUUCUCUGCUUCUCUGUGUUUGCUAUGAUUCUCAAGAGAGUCAUGAGUCAUUUGAGGACAUGUUUGUGAAUCGAUAUCGAGCAAACACUUUCAUGAACGACCCACGAGACAGAAUGUCCAAACAGUUCCUCUACAGAAGAGUGAAAUCUCCAUCUGAGCGCAGGGCAGAGAUUUGUGAAGAUUUACCACCCUGUCGACUCUUUGCUCAUCGCUACGGUUUCCCGCUAGCCUAUCAAACAUAUUUUAAUGGUCUGCAACUCAACGCUUACCGAAAUCCGAGUUUCCCUCGCCUUCGUCCAUACUGACACAUGACAUCAUUUACACAGACUGUGUCAUUAUUUAUAUGGGCUCAUAUUAAGAUUCAUAAUGACAUUCAUUCAGAACUGAAUUGAUGUAUCUGUAUUUCUUGUGUCGUCACACAGUCUGUUUAUUUUAAUAGUUUACCUGUUUUAUAUUUCACAUUUGUUAUCAAGAUAUAACUUUCAUAAUUAAACUAC
This is a messenger RNA of Triplophysa dalaica, 611 nucleotides long. RefSeq names its product matrix Gla protein (gene mgp). Gene Ontology annotation, molecular function: calcium ion binding. NCBI's taxonomy places the organism in Eukaryota, Metazoa, Chordata, Actinopteri, Cypriniformes, Nemacheilidae. Gene Ontology annotation, cellular component: extracellular region. The record is from RefSeq and is a predicted model, not a curated record. The transcript is spliced from 5 exons. Bases 81 to 419 code for a protein of 112 amino acids.